AUGUGCGCUCUGCUGCUGGAGAAUGGAGCCAACGUGAACGCGAUGGACAACGAAGAUUGGACUCCACUUCACGCAGCUGCAACCUGCGGUAACAAGGAGCUUUGUGGGAUGCUUAUUAAUUGGAACGCAGAUCUCCUCGCACUUAAUGUGGACGGCAACAUGCCGUACGACCUCUGUGACGAUAACGACACCCUCAUACUUUUGGAAACAGAAAUGGCCAAAAGGCACGUGACCCAGGAACAGAUAGACGAAAUUCGUUUGCAACCAGAAAGGGAUAUGCUCGCUGACCUUAAUCGACGUCUAGCCGCUGGGGACGAUCUUCAGGCCCUCGACUCACAAGGAGCUGCACCGAUACACAUAGCCUGUUCUUGCGGUUUUGUGGAUGUUGCUCGCUUUCUGCUUCAACACAGAUUUGACCCAAAUCUUCCCGACCAGGAUGGAUGGUUGCCGAUCCACAUUGCUGUUUCUUGGGGAUACGUAUGUUCGCUAAUUUAUGCCCAUUUCUAUCACACCCUAAGACUCUUCGCGGCUUUGAAGCUUUUCGUGGUUACGUGUGUUGACUAA
Molecule: messenger RNA, 564 nt
Organism: Mesocestoides corti
Lineage: Eukaryota; Metazoa; Platyhelminthes; Cestoda; Cyclophyllidea; Mesocestoididae
Source: the annotation of a GenBank genome assembly